Molecule: messenger RNA, 1890 nt
Organism: Neurospora tetraspora
Lineage: Eukaryota; Fungi; Ascomycota; Sordariomycetes; Sordariales; Sordariaceae
Exons: 3
Coding region: 257-1528 (423 amino acids)
Biological process (GO): proteolysis
Molecular function (GO): zinc ion binding; metallocarboxypeptidase activity
Source: RefSeq, a predicted model, not a curated record
CCCAUCAAACACCUUCCGCUUCGAGCUUGACCUCGAUAUCGACUGCUACCUACCCCAACUAUCCACUCUAUCACCUACUCUACCUAGCUCGGACCUCACGAUGCUGAUGCUGAUCCAGACCUUUCACCGACCGGUACCCCAGCUUUACACGCAAAACGGGCAACUAUAAGAUGGCCGAGGACCCAUCGACCGCCAUCAUGAUCAAGAGGGAGAAGGCAGCGACGGAGAACACAGCAUCUCGAAGCCCACCACCACCAUGAAGUCCCUCUCCAUCCUCACCGCCCUCCUGGGCCUUGCCUCCGCCACCGCCAUCCGCUCCGAAGCCCGGCCCCAGCGGACUUCGUACGAUGGCUACAAGGUCCUCCGUGUCGCCGCCGGUGAUGAUGCCGCCAAGCUGAACAAGAUCAUCGCCGACCUCGACCUCGAGACCUGGAAGGGUGCGGCCAAGGUUGGCGGCCACGCCGACGUUGUCAUCCCGCCCACCAAGCUCGCUGCCUUCAAUGCCCAGGCUGAGGGCUUCGAGACCCUCACCAUGCACGAGGAUCUCGGCGUCUCCAUCGCCAACGAGUCCGGCUUCCAGGCCUACGCCGGCACGGCUGACCAGAGCUGGUUCAACUCGUACCACGCCUAUGCCGACCACUUGACCUUCCUCAAGGAUCUCGUGGCUGCCCACCCCAACCAGUCCGAGAUCGUCACCUCGGGCACCUCUGUCAACGGAAACGCCAUCACUGGUAUCCGUUUCUGGGGUAGCGCCGGCAAGGGCGUCAAGCCCGCCAUUGUGUUCCACGGUACCGUGCAUGCGCGCGAGUGGAUCACCACCAUGGUCGCCGAGUACCAAGCCUGGUACCUCCUCAACAACUACGGCUCCGACGCCACCGUCAAGUCCUUCGUCGACAAGUACGAGUUCUACAUCUUCCCCGUCGUCAACCCGGACGGCUUCAUCUACACCCAGACCACCACGCGUCUGUGGCGCAAGAACCGCCAGGCCAACUCGGGCUCCUCGUGCGUCGGCCGUGACAUCAACCGCAACUGGCCCAUCCAGUGGUCCGCCUCGGGCGGCGCCUCCACCAGCCCCUGCGCCGAGGACUACAAGGGCGCCAAGCAGAGCGAUGCGCCCGAGACGACGGCGCUUGCUGCGUUCCUGAACAAGGUCAAGGCUGCGCAGGGCUUGAAGUUGUAUAUUGAUUGGCACUCGUACUCGCAGCUUUUCAUGUCUCCCUACGGCUACACCUGCUCCGCCGUCCCCGCCAAGAACACCGAGUACCAGUCCCUCGCCCGCGGCGCCGUGGCCGCCAUCAAGGCCGUCUACGGCACCACCUUCAACUACGGGCCCAUCUGCUCCACCAUCUACAAGACCACGGGCACCUCGGUCGACUAUGUUUUCGACGUCACGGGCGCCGAUUACUCGUUCACAUUGGAACUCCGAGAUACCGGUGCCAACGGGUUCGUGCUGCCUGCUGCGCAGAUUCUGCCGAGUGGUGUUGAGGCGUGGGCGGGGGUGAAUUAUUUGUUGGCUAAUAUGAAGUAAGGGGGUUGGUUCACUGUCUCUUGGUAGAUUAGUGAAUGGUGAGUGAGGUGUGCUUUGGAACGGGGGGAGGCAUGGAUGGAUGCUUUGGGAUGUUGGGUACAGGUACUUAUAUAAGGGUUGGGAUAAGUGCCCUUGUUGAUACUGGCUGGCACUGGAUACCUACCUUACCUUACCUGACUGAAUAUACAUAUCUCCCCGGGGGUUCCCAUUCACUUACCCACCUCUACCUAUCAAACACGACUCGUGGAUGCCUGUAUACCUACCUAUCCUGUCUACUUGACAUGCAACUUCCAUGCUGAUUCAGCGCGCGAAGCUUUCUAGAGCGCUAUUUAUUACCCACUCGUUGAUGUGAAGAAACAAAA